Messenger RNA from Octodon degus (degu), 1948 nucleotides. RefSeq names its product ring finger protein 217 (gene Rnf217). Gene Ontology annotation, biological process: protein polyubiquitination; positive regulation of proteasomal ubiquitin-dependent protein catabolic process; ubiquitin-dependent protein catabolic process. The transcript has 7 exons. Gene Ontology annotation, molecular function: ubiquitin conjugating enzyme binding; zinc ion binding; ubiquitin protein ligase activity. Lineage: Eukaryota; Metazoa; Chordata; Mammalia; Rodentia; Octodontidae. Gene Ontology annotation, cellular component: cytoplasm; ubiquitin ligase complex. Bases 1 to 1137 code for a protein of 378 amino acids. The record is from RefSeq and is a predicted model, not a curated record.
AUGGAACAGGUUCCUCGGUGCGUGUGUGCGGAGCGUGAGCGCGGACUCGCGGCGGAGGCGGGGCGGACGGACGGACAGUCGGACAGACGGAGGGCCGACGGGCAGCGGACGAGCGGCACCCUCUCGGCCUGGCCUCGGGGCAGCAGCACGGCUGGGGCCUCUGCGACGGGCGUCAGGGGCCCGCGGACCCCGGGCCCCGACGGCGCGGAGCGGGGAGGCCCCCCGGCGCCAGAGCCCCUCCUCGGGCCCGGCCUGGGCAGGGGCGGGGGACCCCUGGCGCCCCUCUCGGUGCUCCUGUGCCGGGUGUGCCUGGAAGACAAGCCCAUCGAGCCCUUGCCCUGCUGCAAGAAGGCCGUGUGCGCCGAGUGCCUCCAAGUCUACCUGAGCGCGCAGGUACAACUUGGCCAAGUAGAAAUCCAGUGCCCUAUCACCGAGUGCUUCGAAUUUCUGGAAGAGACAACUGUAGUGUACAACCUCACACAUGAAGACACCAUCAAGUACAAGUACUUCUCGGAGCUCGGCCGCAUUGAUCCCAGCACGAAGCCGUGUCCCCAGUGCACGCACUUUACGACCUUUAAGAGGAAAGGACACAUCCCCACCCCUUCCAGAUCAGAAAGCAAAUACAAGGUGCAGUGCCCCGCCUGCCAGUUCGUCUGGUGUUUUAAGUGCCAUGCUCCUUGGCACGAAGGUGUCAACUGCAAAGAGUACAAAAAGGGAGACAAACUGCUGCGUCACUGGGCCAGCGAGAUGGAGCAUGGGCAGCGGAACGCCCAGAAGUGUCCCAAGUGCAAGAUCCACAUCCAGAAAACUGAAGGGUGUGACCACAUGACCUGCUCACAGUGUAACACUAACUUUUGUUAUCGGUGUGGGGAGAGAUACCGCCAGCUCCGGUUUUUUGGAGACCACACAUCAAACCUCAGCAUAUUUGGAUGCAAAUAUCGCUACCUCCCAGAGAGACCUCAUUUACGGAGAUUAGUGCGAGGGUCAGUCUGUGCUGGAAAAUUAUUCAUUGCACCUCUAAUCCUGGUUUUGGGAUUAGCACUAGGGGCCAUAGCAGUCGUAAUCGGUUUAUUUGUAUUUCCCAUCUAUUGCCUUUGUAAAAAACAGAGAAAGCGGUCACGGACAGGCAUGGACUAGCGGAGUGCAGAUGACCCUCCCCUCCCUGCCCAGCAGCCCAGCGGGGCAGCCACGUCUGUGAGUCACCCGGAGCCACCCCAGAGCCUUCUGUCACCGUCUCCGUGGUCCUCUGUGGCCGGCCACAGCACUCUAGCUACGGUGCACUCCCAACAUGGUAUCCUGCCCUUCCCUAAACAGAUUGCUGCUUUUUAAAAAUGGUCACUUUCAUAAACUCUACGUUACCUGUAUCAUAACUCUGACCUUCGUGGUUCUUGGAAGAAAAUAUUUUAUUUAAGAACCAGUUCUCCUCAGAAUUGUUCUGAGGGCACGCCUCCCGAGCGCUGCUGGGACUGUCUUUGAACCCUCAACCCUCCGGCCUGUCCAUGCGUGAAAUGUGGUGUGGAUAGUGACGUCCUGUCUGUCCCCCCGCAAGCGAGGCCACUUUUCAGAGCGUACAAGUUCACUGAAAGUGGCCAUCCCCGUUCUGGCCUAAGCAGUAGUGUUCCUUCAACCUUCAGAGCCUGUGAUUGCUAAAAAGCUCCAUGCCCGCAAGGGAACUAAUGAAACUAAAGUCAUGAGAAAGAUCAAGAGUCACUAAGUGUGUAUGUGUAGGGAUUGGGAUAUGUUUGUACAUAAGUGUAUAUUAAAACUGAGCUCAAUAACCUCGUGCUUAUCUCCAUGCCUUUACGCUACUUUUCCACACUUUCAUGGACCUGUUUAGAGGUGAUGGUUCCGUUGGGGCAUAAUUUGGGAAUGGAGUAAUUAAAGCUAGUGUAGAUAGAUAGCAGGCCGUUUCCAUGGAGACCCUUUCUACGGUAAACUGAAAAAAAAA